UCAGUAAGUGUGUGAUGAUUUUCAUUUAUUGUAAAGAAUUUGAAGACGGGUCACUUCGAUCAGACGAUUUUCCUCUGAAUUUUCAAUGAUCUUUUCCGGGUUUUCUUCCCUGAGUUUCUCACAUAAUCUGCGUUUGAUCUAGCCUUGGAUUAUUGAUUUCAUUCUGGGAGUAUUGGACUUUGAUUUAUUUGAAGCAGUUAAGUAUCUUGUCCUGAAGUUACAUAAUCUUCUAGGACAUGGGUAGAGCGGGAACUUCAUCUGUUCACUCGGAGAAAAUCUCCCAUCGGUUUAGUAUGGCUUUAUCGUCAGCCUUUUUCGAAUGGCUGUUGCUUUUUAUGCUCUUUUUUGAUGCUAUAGUUUCAUUCCUGAUAAAAAAAUUUGCUCAUAAAUGUAAAUUGCAAGCACCAUGUGUGCUGUGCUCGAGGCUUGAUCAUAUAUUCGGGAAAGAAAAACGGAAGUUUUAUUGGGAUCUUUUAUGCGAUGAUCAUAAGUUGGAGAUUUCAUCCUUGGUUUACUGUCAUUCUCAUAAGAAGCUUGUUGAUGUUCAAGGAAUUUGUGAAAGUUGCCUUUUCUCAUUUGCUACAACAAAUAAGUCUAAUGCUGAAACCUACCGAUUGUUGGUCGGUAAGUUGGGGGAAGAUUUUGAUUAUCGUCCAGAGGAGGAUCCCUCACUUGAGAAUCAUAAACUUGGAUAUUUGACUCAAAGGCGCUGUUCUUGUUGCAAUGAUCCAUGGAUGCCAAAAGGAUAUGCCAAAACAUCGAUGCAAACACAAUCGGUUGUGUUUCCGGCUUCUGAAUUUGAUAUACCUUUACCGGUUUCCGUUGAACAUGGUAAGUAUGAGCAGGACAGAAGUGGCAAUGUGUCUGUUUCAGUUGAAGAUACACUUCAGAGAAAAAACUGGCCCGAUCCUUUAUCUCAUGUAUCAUAUUCGGAGCUUAAGAUUGCUUCUGAUUUGGAAUCUGAAGCGAAUAGUAAUGCUGGCGGGGAGGAAGAUGAUGUGAUUAUCCAAACUCAUAAUCUAGGAAGAGAUCUUGUUGAUCAACAUAUGCAGCCAGAGUCUGAAACUUUUACUUUGUCCGACGGUUUUCCUUCGGAGAAAUUCAUGGAUCCCAUUUCUGCACUUAAGCGUCCUGUAUUCAUUUCACAACCAGAACCGGAAUCAACCAUCAUUGAGGAGCCUCUUAACACUAUAUCAGUGGAAUCUACUGAUUCAAAACAACAUGGCUUGGAGGAACUUAAUUGGGAGCAAGCCAGUAGCAAAAUCGAGCCAUCUGCUUCUUCUAAGCAUUCUCUUGAUGACGCCCCUUUAUCGUCAAAAGACGGGGAAGCUCCUAUCGAUAUGCCAAUAGAAAUGAAUCUUGAUGCCCUUGAUAAGGACUCUCCAUUGCCAACUCCUGGUGAAGUUCUUAUUCAUGUGUCUCAAGAGAGUAAGCUUACUUCCCUUGAUUUUCUUCCUUCGUUGCCGGUCGACAAUAAAACUCUGAUCGAAGUACCCAAGGAUAGCAAGCAUAUCAACAAUGAAACUCUGGUUGAAGUACCCAAGGAGAGCAAGCAUAUCGACAAUGAAACUCUGGUCGAAGUACCCAAGGAGAGCAAGCAUAAUAUCAUCGACGAUGUUCCUCAAUCAAAUGUUGUAUCUUCUGUUGAAGAAUCAAAAGAGAGUAGUGUUAUCGGAACUGUUGAAGUUGAGAAGAUAUCUGAGUCGAAGUGUGAAGAUAUCCACGUAUCAACAGAACAGCCACUUCCCGUACCCGAAUCAACGGUGGAAGAAAAUCGAGUCACUACUGGCCCUAGCAUCCAAGCACUCAAUUCCUUGGACCUAAGCGAUGCUUAUAAGCUAGCUGUAGGUAGUAAAGGAAGACAAUUAUCUGGUUUGCUUGUUGAACAAUGGAUUGGAAGAGAUUCUUCGAGACUUAGUGAAGAUCUAAAGGUCUUAUUGUCACAAUUAUCUUCUCGAGGAAUGGAUCAAUUGAUGAACGAUGCAAGUCCUCGGAUCGCUGCAAGUCCUAAGAUUUCUGUUAAUCCGAGGAUAUCUAUAAAUAGUGAUGAUUUAAAAGCAUCAGAUUCUUCAGCAUUUAACGGAAUAGAGAUGCUUCAAAGGAGGGUCUCACUGGAGAGAAAUGAGUCUGGUUUGUCUAUAGAUGGAAGCAUUGUUAGUGAAAUCGACGGUGAAAGCGUGGUUGAUCGGCUAAAACGCCAGGUCGAGCACGACAGGAAAUUAUUGAGCGCUUUGUACAAGGAAUUGGAAGAAGAAAGAAACGCGUCCGCAGUCGCUACAAAUCAAGCAAUGGCCAUGAUUACUCGACUGCAGGAAGAGAAGGCGACGCUGCAAAUGGAAGCCUUGCAGCACCUGAGAAUGAUGGAAGAACAAGCCGAGUACGAUAUGGAAGCGUUAGAAAACACAAACGACCUUCUUGCGGAGAAAGAGAGAGAGAUUCAUGAUCUCGAAGCCGAGCUGGAGUUUUACAGGAUGAAGUUCCCUAAUGAGUUCAUGCCAGAUGACACAGAGGAUCAUUCAGAAGCUACUGCCAUUGAAGAAAAGGCAAGCUUACAUACAGAGCCAGCUACCGGAAAACCAAACUUCGGCGCCGCGGAUGAAGAAACAGAACAGUUGUUCGAGGUCACAAACAAAGUCACCAUGAAGAAUCCAUUGUCUGGACAUGAACAAGGGUGCCAUGAUGAAGAACUCGUUCCUUGAGGCUUUACUUACAAACACCAUAAAGAUGCCUGCACCAGAUGCUAGUGACCAUGAAUUGCAGAGAUUGUCAUGUCUCUGUAAAUAGCUAGCCUGACAUGUUUUGCGUAGCAUCAAAAAUGGAGUUGGUGAGUUUUUUUUUACGAUGAGUUUGAAGAUUGAAUCUUUCCUCCUUUUUUUCUUGAUUUUUUUUUAUUUUUUAGCUAAAAUUAAUGGUUUGAUUUGAGUGAUUGGAUUUUGUACAAGGUUGUGAUGUUUAAUUGUCAAGUUUGAUAUAAUGAGAUCAACCCAAAAAUAUUGUAAAUUAGAAUAGAUCAGAGAAAUUCCAAGUUUGUUUGCAUUUUUUGAUA
This is a messenger RNA of Hibiscus syriacus, 3046 nucleotides long. Its product is annotated as myosin-binding protein 1-like. NCBI's taxonomy places the organism in Eukaryota, Viridiplantae, Streptophyta, Magnoliopsida, Malvales, Malvaceae. Gene Ontology annotation, molecular function: myosin binding. The record is from RefSeq and is a predicted model, not a curated record.